Molecule: messenger RNA, 2032 nt
Organism: Synchiropus splendidus (mandarinfish)
Lineage: Eukaryota; Metazoa; Chordata; Actinopteri; Syngnathiformes; Callionymidae
Gene: bmp15
Product: bone morphogenetic protein 15
Exons: 2
Coding region: 76-1419 (447 amino acids)
Biological process (GO): BMP signaling pathway; SMAD protein signal transduction
Cellular component (GO): extracellular region
Molecular function (GO): growth factor activity; cytokine activity
Source: RefSeq, a predicted model, not a curated record
UCUUGGAUUUCCCAAAUGGCUAGUGGUCAGCUAAACCUGUGAACGUCCCGCGGAGGAUGGUUGCCGACAACCUGGAUGGUGGCGCCCACUAGCACCAGAGGUUUUGGAAGCAACAUGAGGACGCUGUGCACCAAGAGAAGCUACCUGCGAAUCUGUGUCCUGACAGGCCUCCUCUUCCUGCUGUGCUCCACCUGCUCCGGGGUCGUGGCCAGGAGGAAGAAGUCGGCGGUCCGUCCCUCGUUGAAGCGCGGCCGCCGCCAGCACCAAGCAGAACACCACCGCCCGCUGACGGAGGCUCAGAAAGCGGACCAGAACCUGCAGUUCAUGUUGAGCUUAUACCGUAGCGCGGCAGGUCCUGACGGCAGACCCAAACAGCACCGGAAGUUUGGAUCGAACACGGUCCGGCUGAUCAGACCGUCGACAUCCUCGGUGCACUACCUGCCUGCGUCCAGAGACCACCACUACACCUUCACGGUGCAGUACAACCUCGACACUCUUGCCUCCGAUCAGCUGGUCAGAGCCUCCUUCAUCCACCUGCGCUCCUCUCCUACUUCCGCCUCCAAUUCCCACCAAACGGACAUGAUUCCACGGUGCAAAGCUCAGAUCACCUCUCUGGGUAAGGACAACUUGGUCACGAUGGAGCCUCACGAGAGGUGGACAGAGACCGACAUCACUGCUCAUGUACAUGGACACGUCCUGAUGGGGAAUGGCAGGAACAGACACUUGACUCUCACUGCUCAGUACUUGUGCACUGAACCGGAUGAAGCAGUAGAGGGCAGCACCCUCUCGUGGUGGUGGAACCAUCUGAUGAGAAAGAGGAAAUGGAGAGGCGAGCCCCACCUUGAAGUCCCGUCGCUUCUGUUGUACGUGGAAGAGGAGCGGGAAGUGAAUGACUGGAUGGCUGAACUGCUGAGAGCAGAAGGAGAUGAUAUUAUAAGACAAAUUGGGCAAUGGCACCCCUCUGUUCGCCGCCGAAGGCAAUCCAAAGAUGUUUCUCUAGACUCUUUGAAAAAAUCCACCUCCUCCUUUUCAUCUAUUUUCACUUCUCAGUCUGCUGCCAUCAACUCUGAUAGCUCCAGCAACAAACGUAAAAGCAGUCCCCCCAAGAAUCUCUGCAGGCUGCACUCCUUCACCCUCUCCUUCAGCGAGCUCGGCUUGGGCAACUACUUCAUCGCACCGCCGGGGUACAACCCUCGCUUCUGUCAGGGAGACUGCCCAAGUGUGCUCCACUCUGGGUACCACUCCCCCAACCACGCCAUCAUCCAGACCUAUAUAAAUGAGCUCGGGUUGGGGGACGUUCCUCCUCCGUCCUGCGUGCCCUACAAAUACAUGCCGAUGAGCGUGCUUGUGAUGGACAAGAGAAAAGUGGAGUACAAGGAGAUGGACGACAUGAUGGCUGAGUCUUGUACGUGUCGCUGAACCCAUUCAGAGACUUGAGUGAGAUUUUAGGAGAUUUUGAAGCUUGUCAAUGAAAGCUCACUACAGGAAGGUGUCGUGUGUUUUUGGGUCAUCGGCAGCGACUUCUUGGGAGAGAUGAGGUUAUUUCUGCUCGAAACGUGUUCAACAGACCGAAGAUAAUCUGUCACCUGAUUCACGGUUUUGUUCAAUUAUGCCAUUUUACGAUGAAACCUUCAUUUUAAUCCAUUUGGAAAUGGUUAUUUAUCAAUUCUAACCACAUUGAACACCAGAGUUUUUGGGGUAAUUGAUUUAUCAGAGGUUGUAGGUCAUUUACUUUAUGUGGUUUGCCUGUUUGACAACAACAUAACAUUCAAAACGCAUCUCAUUAUCCUGUUGUUUUAUUAAAAAAAAAAAGGGGGGGGUGGCUGUCGGCCUUCCCAUCAAGCCAUCUGAUCAUGUGAAAAACAAAGUCAUAUUUAAGAAAUACAUUCACAAAACGUGUUCCAGCCAACAACUAUGGACCCAUGCCAUGCUGUAAAUAUUUAACAGAGAACUUUUUGUACAUAUUUAUACAUUAAAAAAAAAAAGAAGAAAAUGCCAGUACCCAGGGGGGAAAUGUUCUGCUUGUGGUCUG